This is a messenger RNA of Plasmodium coatneyi, 621 nucleotides long. RefSeq lists its product as hypothetical. The transcript has 3 exons. NCBI's taxonomy places the organism in Eukaryota, Apicomplexa, Aconoidasida, Haemosporida, Plasmodiidae. The coding region runs from base 1 to 621 and encodes 206 amino acids. The record is from RefSeq and is a predicted model, not a curated record.
AUGUGUGAACUAAGGGUUUCUAGGUUAAUGCCCCAUAAUGUUGCCUGCUACUUAGUCACCCGAUUGAGCAGGGAAGAAAAGCAGAGGGAACACCUAACCAAGGAAAAAAAGCGGAAGGAACUCCUAAUCAAGGAAAAAAAACCGAAGGAACUCCUAACCAAGGAAAGAAAGUGGAAGGUGCACAAAAUCAAUCACAACCUUCGCAGCUUCAGCAACAACAACAGCAGCAACAACAACAACAACAGCAGCAACAACGACAACAACAACAACAACAACCUCCACAAUUACCAGCAUCAGGGGGGGAAACUGACAUCCCCAUCAUUCCUUCCGCUGUUGGUGUAUAAACCAUGGUCUUCCUGGCUAGGUAACCAUUCCAAUGGAGGAAGAAGGAGUAACAACCAUAAAAACAGAAGGUCCGCUGAGAGCACCUUUGAUACACUCACAGUAGACACUUUAACACAAUACACAGCAACUGAAGGUUCCACAAUAGGUGACUUAACAGAGGAACAUUCCACCACAAUACGUUCUCGUGCUGCGAACACAAGACCGUCUACCAGAGAAAGCGACACAAGAAAUAAUAAUACACGGCGUCGCGGGAUGGUAGGUUAUCAAAACAUCUAA